Molecule: messenger RNA, 657 nt
Organism: Osmia bicornis bicornis
Lineage: Eukaryota; Metazoa; Arthropoda; Insecta; Hymenoptera; Megachilidae
Product: proline-rich receptor-like protein kinase PERK2
Exons: 1
Coding region: 1-657 (218 amino acids)
Source: RefSeq, a predicted model, not a curated record
AUGCGGGUACGAUCCAAGAUUGAAGUGGCGGCCGAGACCGCUUCGCCUUCCUCCAGAUCCCAUAAUCUUCCUCCUAAACCCACUACCCCUCCUACCACACCUCCAAGAAUCCGGAAAGCACUUCCCGGGCCACGUGCUCCUCCUACCCCACCACCGUUGUCCCGAAGAAACCCUUACGGACCUCAGUACUCCAAUACAGCCCGAUCGUCCACCCCCUACCGUGCCUCCACUCCACCUCCUCCCCUUACCAUCACCGAAAUCCCUAGUCUAAUGUCCCUUCCUAUGACACCACCUCCCGCAGGAUACGAUAUACCCUCAUCCACCAACGCAUCACUCGCGUAUUGUCCAACCUCCUAUGCCCAAGCGGCUUCCGGUUCCUGUCAACAGCCUCCUCGUCCCGCAGCUCCAAACUCCCCAUCCUCCCUCUCCGACAUUGGUUCAGAACUUGCCAAUGAACGAGGAGGAAAUUCUGCUUCUGGUACGAAACAAUGGACGUGGUUGCACCGGAGUGCCCGAAAUGUUUGUCGGGAAACGCGUACGGAGGUCGGCGGGAAGGGGCGACGCAAUCUCCUCCAAAACACCGAUCCAACUUCCCGGACCCCGUGUCCUGCAACCCCCGAAAAUCCCACGAACAACCCCUAUUCCAACUCCGAAUGA